Molecule: messenger RNA, 633 nt
Organism: Oppia nitens
Lineage: Eukaryota; Metazoa; Arthropoda; Arachnida; Sarcoptiformes; Oppiidae
Exons: 2
Coding region: 58-633 (191 amino acids)
Cellular component (GO): mitochondrion; cytosol
Molecular function (GO): protein binding; peptidyl-tRNA hydrolase activity
Source: RefSeq, a predicted model, not a curated record
CACAUCCAGUGGCCACUACCAACCGAAAACCAACUAUUUAUUGAACAGUUAACCGAUAUGGGUAUCGACGGGGAAACAGCUCGUAGAGCACUCAACUAUACUGGCUAUCAGUCAAUUGAUUUGGCCAUCGAAUGGCUGUACAGUGAUUCGCCACUGACAUCAACCCAACUGGAGGACAGUCGUCAACUUGUUUUCAAAGAGGAACGGUUGGUCGAUAGACGACUGGCUAGAAUACCUGCCGGCCGGUCAUACGGUAAUAAUAAUAAUAAUAACCAAACAUGCGAUAUAUACAGAAUGAUAUACAUUGUUAAUACAUCGCUGAACAUAACUAGCGGUAUAAUAGCUGCACAGAUAGCCAAAGCAUCGAUAGUAAUGUACGAACGAUUACUGAACGACCAGACAUUGUUUGGCCAGUCGUUGAUGGAGUGGUCAGUAAACGGAAAAAAUACUAUUGUCUACAAAGUUAAAUCCGGCCAACAAUUAGCCGAAUUGUAUGAAUGGGCAUUCAGUUUAGCAUUGCCUACCUAUCCGGUCAAUUAUAGUAGUGAUUUAGCCGACAAACACAGUGUCGUUACCGUUAAUGUCGACACCGCUAAUGACGUUACCGAUAAUGUCGACACCGAUUUAAUUUAA